CAUAGUCGUUUGUUUGAAUAUUUCAACCCAAUUAACUGUCGUUUUUAUCGUUAAAUGCCAAAAACAGCGACACACACAGACUCAAGUUGAGGUCCGACCGCCAUAGCCAUAACCAUAAUAAUCUCACACCCUUUCACCUCUGCAAAUUGACAGCGACACUAAAGAGGACUUAAUUCGUUGAUCUGAAUCUUACCCAUUAUAAAAUCUACAUUCAUUCAAUCCUAAUCCUCCAUAAAUUCAGUUCUUCUCUUAUUUUAUUUUACUCCUUAAUAAUUCCGAAAAACAAACAUAAUAAUGGCGACUACUGAGGUCAAUAAUCCGGCUCUGGCUCCGGAUUCGGACACUCCGAACGAUCCGAGUCACGAGUUCGCUGAGUUCGGAGCUGGAUGCUUCUGGGGAGUGGAGCUGGCGUUUCAGCGAGUGAAUGGAGUGGUGAAAACGGAAGUUGGAUAUUCUCAGGGUCAUACUCCGGACCCGACUUACAAGCUGGUUUGUUCUGGAACAACUAAUCACGUUGAAGUUGUUCGGAUCCAAUUCGACCCGAAAGUAUGCUCCUAUACCCAUUUGCUUUCAGUCUUUUGGGGUCGCCAUGAUCCCACAACCCUCAAUCGACAGGGUGGUGAUGUUGGGGACCAGUAUCGAUCUGGAAUAUACUACUACAAUGAAUCUCAAGCUCGUUUGGCCCAAGAAUCAAAAGAAGCUAAACAGUUGGAGUUGAAGGAUAAGAAGAUAGUGACAGAAAUUCUGCCAGCAAAGAAAUUUUACAGAGCAGAGGAGUACCAUCAGCAAUAUCUUGAGAAAGGAGGUGGUCAAGGCUCAAAACAAUCUGCCCAGAAAGGUUGCACUGACCCCAUUAGAUGUUAUGGCUGAGAAUAUUUCAAUAAGUCCAUAAAAUAAAGCUCAACACAUAAUUCUGAGUUGUGUUAUGUGUUAUAUGUUAUAUCUGUUUGGAUACUAGUUUUAGUGUCUCUGUUUUGUGUGAAAAUUCCUAUCAAUGAAUGCCAGCACUGUUUUUGCUAUGAAUAAUAAUAAAUCUAGUGCUUUAUACUGAA
Cannabis sativa is the source of this 1052-nucleotide messenger RNA. Its product is annotated as peptide methionine sulfoxide reductase. The record is from RefSeq and is a predicted model, not a curated record. Lineage: Eukaryota; Viridiplantae; Streptophyta; Magnoliopsida; Rosales; Cannabaceae. The transcript is spliced from 2 exons. Gene Ontology annotation, molecular function: peptide-methionine (S)-S-oxide reductase activity. Bases 295 to 870 code for a protein of 191 amino acids.